Molecule: messenger RNA, 496 nt
Organism: Cucurbita moschata (crookneck pumpkin)
Lineage: Eukaryota; Viridiplantae; Streptophyta; Magnoliopsida; Cucurbitales; Cucurbitaceae
Product: flowering-promoting factor 1-like protein 2
Exons: 1
Coding region: 57-422 (121 amino acids)
Biological process (GO): vegetative to reproductive phase transition of meristem; regulation of flower development
Source: RefSeq, a predicted model, not a curated record
AACAAACGAGCAAAACAAACACAUUUUCAAUUCACACUAACCGUCCGAUCACCAAAAUGUCAGGCGUUUGGGUAUUCCGAUCCAACGGUGUGAUGCGCCUCGUCGAAAACGCGCAGGCCGGCGGCGAUUACUCCUCCGACGGCCACCAUCACCACCACCACCACAACGGCGGCGGAAGAAAGAAGAUUCUGGUUCAUCUUCCUUCCGGCCAGCCGGUCACAUCCUACGGAUUUCUUCAGAAGAUUCUGGAAGGUCUAGGAUGGGAGCGAUAUUACGAAGGCGAUCCCGAUUUCUUCCAAUUUCAUAAGCGAUCUUCCAUUGAUCUCAUUUCGCUCCCAAUGGACUUCUCCAAAUUCAACUCCAUUUAUAUGUACGAUCUCGUCGUCAAGAACCCUAACGUUUUUCACGUCCGCGAGCCCUAAUUUCUUUUUAUUUUCAUUUUUUUUAUUCUCUCUCUGUAAUAAUAAUCAUUUGUGAAAUCUUAAUUCUGUACGUA